Messenger RNA from Tigriopus californicus, 903 nucleotides. RefSeq lists its product as uncharacterized. NCBI's taxonomy places the organism in Eukaryota, Metazoa, Arthropoda, Copepoda, Harpacticoida, Harpacticidae. The coding region runs from base 282 to 797 and encodes 171 amino acids. The transcript has 3 exons. The record is from RefSeq and is a predicted model, not a curated record.
UUUUUCCCAGCCCGACCAGAUCACACAAAGCAAUAUAUCACGGGCGAAAUGAACAACGCCAGUUAGCUCAGAUCAGUCGUAAUUGGCACAGAUCGCGACGAUUCGAACGAUUGAAAAGUUACACGGAUUCAGAACUCAAAUCAAUCAAUCCCCACAGGAAUAUUCGCUUCCGUUUUGCCCAAAGAUAACGCGAGUCUGACCCAGAUUGCACCUAAUUCAGGUUGCAACCCUUCCAAUCAGUGGCCACCCAUCGUUCUGUCCGCGAUCAUCUCCGUUUCAACAUGAACUCCAUCAUCUUAAGCAGCAUUGUAUUGCUCGGCUUUUCAGUUCACAGCGAAGGUACAUUGUGGAGUUUGGCCGAUUCGAAUGGUUCAUCAAGCGAUGCGUUCGAUUUUGACUACUACGGCGAACGUUACCAGUUUUGCCAAGCUUCUUUCGGGUCUGCUAGCACGUUUUACACCGGAACGAAGUUGGUCAAUGAGGCCGAGUGCCGAUUUCCGAUCAAAAGCUCUGGAUCUGUGAAUGGAUCCACGACCUUCAAAUUGCUGACCCUUUUGGGACAGGAGGAGACCUCUUGGAAGUAUGGGACGCGGAAUGAGGUUCCCGACAAUGCUAUUCCUUGUGAGGAUCAAGACAUCGAAAACUGCUUUUUAGGCGUGUCCGUGUAUUCGGACGGUAUAUGCCGAGAAGCCCCCGGAAAAAUCAGUGCGAGCCAUAACAUGAUCUACAUGCAGGUCAAAGGGAAAUUCUACCGCUGCCCCUUCUAUUUCUAUCUCACAACAACCAUGAACCCCUAACUUGUAACAGUUCAGACCGAGAUUGGGACUUAGAGUUUCUGAAUAUUUAUUUCUUCAUUCCAAUGUAAACGAAGGGCGAGGUAAUUAAAAUUGUUUGGUCAUAGUA